AUUCUAAUAGAUAUUAUGAUUUACACAAUGGGGGUGAGGCCUAUUUAUAUGGUAGAAAGGACUAGAGGAGGAUAGGACAUUUUAAACAAGUGGAUGGUAUGAAAAGCCAUGAAGGGUCAAGAAUCACGUUCAAGCUCUUCUUGUGCAGCCUGCAAGUUCUUGAAGAGGAGGUGCGCCCCCAACUGUGCAUUUGCACCGUAUUUCCGGUCCGACGAGCCCAAAAAAUUCGCCAACGUUCACAAGGUGUUUGGAGCCAGCAAUGUGAGCAAGAUCCUCACCGAGGUGCCUGAGGAGCAGCGCGAGGAGGCGGUGAAUUCCCUGGUGUAUGAGGCGGAGGCAAGGCUUAUUGACCCUGUCUACGGUUGCAUUGGUGCCAUAGCUUUGUUGCAGAGGAGGAUGAUGGAGCUCCAACAUGAUCUGGCCAUUGCUAAAGCUCGUCUCGCGCGCUAUGCUGUCAAGCCUUCUCCAUUCUUGGUCAUGGAUGAUCAACUCAAUAUGUGUCCUUUUACGGAUUUUCCGGUAUGCAAUGGAUUUGUUCAGAAUAGCAACCAGAAUUCCUUGGAAACAAGUCAAAGUGGAUGGAUCAAUGAAUUUAGCCAAUUCCCAUUUCCAUGAUCUCUCUCUCAUGUUAAUAAUCUGUAGAAGUAGAGCCUUUUGGUUUUGUGUUCCCAACCAAAAAUUUGCUUGAAGUUAAGACUUUCAUGGGAAUUAAUGGUAUUUUCACAAUCA
Cornus florida is the source of this 729-nucleotide messenger RNA. RefSeq names its product LOB domain-containing protein 21. The record is from RefSeq and is a predicted model, not a curated record. NCBI's taxonomy places the organism in Eukaryota, Viridiplantae, Streptophyta, Magnoliopsida, Cornales, Cornaceae. The transcript has a single exon. The coding region runs from base 109 to 615 and encodes 168 amino acids.